AUGUGGAAAGGUGUUUGUGAGAACAUAAAAUUUAUAUUUCUUUUUUUCUCUCACGUUUCCUCUUUUCUUUCUUUCGUUCUUCUUUACAGUUCAGCUUCAAACACGGUCAGGCUGCAACAGAGAUAUAUACUUUUUUUCUUCUUCUUUUUUCUUUUUUUCUUCUUUUCACAGUUCACUUCAAGUUCAGCUUCAAACACGGUCAAAACUGCAACAGGGAUAUAUACUUUCUUCUCUCUUGAUUUCUCUUUUCUUUCUUCAAACACAAGCUGGUUUUUCUCUUUCUUCCUGCAUUUUGGCGCGAAUUCCAGUUCCUGUUGCUUCAUGACCUUACGUCAGUCCCCUGUCCUUCUGUCUAGACGUCUGUUGCUACGGGUAACUGGGUCAGUUAACCUCUUGAUGUGCUUCCCCCAAAUGUCUCGAGACUCCCACGUGACCUCUUCUGUUGUCAAACGGAGAUUAACCUUAAUAUAUGCGGGUAUGCGUGUUUUGAGCUAUCUGCAUCCGUCACAUCUCCCAACUAGCGUCCUGACUUGUUUCCUUCUUCUCUACUUCUCCCAACUAGAGAAUAUAACUUCUUUACUUCCACAUCGGCUUCCUGUUCUUUUUUUAAUUAUUCACGGUGUACGUUCAGCCUGGGACGUAUCUCUAUUCGGCUCAAUAUCUAUCUGUUUUCUGCCUGCAUCAUUUCCUAACAACAACGAAAUUCCCUUCAUCGGAAGCGAAUCUAGCAGCCCGACUUCUAUAUCGCCAACCUUCCAUUUAGACUUUAGUUUAAUCUUCCAUAUCUCCGUUUUCAUAGGUUUACCACCAAUGCCGAUCACUGUCUUUAUCUUCCCCGUCCUAUAUCUCAUAUUUUCCGGCACAUCCCUUCGCCUUGCUAACGACUGGGAAGCCCCUGUGUCCCUUAACACUCUUAGGGUUUUCAUCUUCCUUCCGUUCCUGUCAAAAAAUCUGACCGUUUGCAGUCACACUAUCUGUGGUGCUUCCCGCUCAGGUAAGUUUCGUUUCCCUGCCCAUAUCUGCGUUCCGGUGCGCCUGGGUUCUUCAUUACCACGUGUCUGUGUUGAAUGGCGCAUUAUUAUGGGUGGGUACUUGUAUUUCUUUUUCCUGAACGUUCUCUCUCUUACUCAUUGUCCUUUCUUUUCUCUCUCACGUUUCCUUUUUUUUUUUUCUUUCUUUUUCUUUACACAAAUUCAAUUUAAAACACGGCCCGGCUGCAACAGAGAUAUAUACUUUCUUCUUCUCUCUUGUCUUUCUUUUCUUUCUUUCUUUCUUCAUUACACAGGCAGUAUUCUCACGGUCGGCUGCAAAUUUAUACUUUCUUCUUCUUCUUGA
This is a messenger RNA of Acanthosepion pharaonis, 1335 nucleotides long. NCBI's taxonomy places the organism in Eukaryota, Metazoa, Mollusca, Cephalopoda, Sepiida, Sepiidae. The record is from the annotation of a GenBank genome assembly.